GACCUACUCUAUAUCAACACGCAGAGCGCCAUUAAAGAUUAAAAAAAAAAAGAGAGAGAGAGACACACACACACGGGAAAUCAGAGGUCUAAACAUAGCCUUGGAGAACUUUCCGGAAGCAACUGAGCCAAGCUCUGGAUGUUGGAAGCGAUUCAAGGUGGAGGGGUUUGUUUUCUCCCCCCAAUCUAUUCAUCCAGUGUUCCUGAAGGAUGGAUUCGAAACCUCGCCGGCUGCCGUUCACGGUCUCCAGCUCCUCUUCUCUCUCUUCACCGUCGUCCUCCUCGGCUCUGAGUGCCGGCCGGCUCUACGGCAGAGGGAGCGUCCUGGGGAGGGACAGCUUCAGCAGAGGCGCUGUGGGAAAACUAGACUCGGAUUACCAGAGCACCCGUACUCCAGGAUCCAGCAGGGAUUAUAGCGCAUCAGAGAGCUGCCACUCCAGAUGGAAGAUGUCCAUGUCUCCGUCUUCCUCUUGGUCCUCCUCGUCUUCCUCUUCGUCAACGCGGUGUGAACGCCCGUGGGCGGAGUCAUCUCAUGGAGGACGAAGCAAACCUGUAAACGUCGAGUCGGAGAGAGGAUUAAGUUCAUACUCCAGCCUCCUCAGUUCAGCUCAAGACGAUGAAUCCAAAAGAGCCAAGCUGUCCUAUAAGAGCAGAUCAGUGUACAGCAGAACCCCGUCUACAGCCAGCAACACCUACUCAAACAUAUCAGAUCCUCUGUGGAAAGAAAGCUUCAGCCCUCUGUCCUGGUCCUCUUCAUCCUCGUCGUCUUCAGAUGAUCUGUGGGCUCGCAGAGAUGUGGAGAAGAGGACGGACUCGGGCCUGUCUGGUCUGGGAGAGGCCAGUUACAGGCCCACACCACUGACCUCCUCACCGUAUCACCCGGAACGUGUGACCUCGACCUAUGCUCAGGGAGCUCGACCUAAAGAGAGCCUGUACUCUUCGUCCCGCAGGGAGAACAGCACCUCAUCCAGCCGCCGUCUUUCCUCCGACUAUGUCCCGUCCUCGCGAAGGCUGGUAUCCGACUACCAGCCCAGCCCCCGCCUCUCCCGUGAUUCAACUCGAAACUCCACCCCCCUCUCUGACUCCUUCUCCCAUUCCUCCUGGAGCUUAUCCAAUUUCACACCUCUAUCCAGCUCGAGCUCGCCUCCAUCUAGCCCUGCUCCUGUGCCAAACCCCACCUCUGAGGGCGGAGACUCAGAUGGCAGAAGCACGACACGCCGACUGUUAUCCCGCCUCUUUUCGAGACGCUCCAGCCAGGAGUCGAGCUCUGCCUUGAGAUCUUUUGACUCCGGGACUGAGGAGGCGCCCCCGUGCGAGCCCCAAGUUGCAGCCAGAGAGAGGGAGAACUCUGAGACGGAGCUGAGGAGCUCCUGGCUCAGCUGGAACCGCUGCAACCCGCUAUUCUCCCGCCGCAGGAGAGAGGGACGGGACGAGAGUGCUCGAAUGGACUCCCACUCGUCCGUACACAUCCCUCUCGCUAGCCCUGAUGGUGCGAGGAAAACGUCCAGUCAGGAAGAAGCAGCAGAGGAGGAUGAAGAGGAGGAGGAAGAGGAUGACGAAGUGUCAGAAGGAGCGACGGCUGCUCCUCCAACCAGAGCCUCGGGACUCUCCUCUCUAUUGCACGAAGCUGCACAUGUUCCUGGGCGGAGCCCUGGGGUUUCCCGGGUGAUGACUGGGCCUCUGUUCCGCCUGCCCCAGCAUGUGAUUAUAGGAUUGGAUGGACUGAAUCGGGCCGAGGCGCAAGGGAAAGACAAACCCGCCCCCUCUCGAGAUCCGGAGAGACUUCGCAAGAUUCAGGAGAGCCUCCUGCUGGAGGACUCUGAUGAGGACGAAGGGGAUCUUUGCAGGAUCUGUCAGAUGGGAGAGACCUCGAGCUUGAACCCGCUCAUCGAGCCGUGCAGGUGUACAGGCAGCCUGCAGUACGUUCACCAGGACUGCAUCAAGAAGUGGCUCCGCUCCAAAAUCAGCUCCGGCUCGACCCUGGAAGCCAUCACUACCUGUGAGCUGUGCAAGGAGAAGCUGCACCUGAACAUUGAGAACUUUGACAUUAAUGAGCUCUACAGGUCUCAUGAGCGGUCGGAGUAUGAGUUCAUCACCUGUGGCCUUUACCUGGUGGUGCUGCUGCACCUGUGUGAGCAGAGGUUCUCCGACGUGCUGGGCGAGGUCAACGAAGCUGGGUUUUUCAACUUGGCGAGAACUCUUGACGAACACAUGGACAAUCUUGAAAACUCCUAUCCUGAAUUUGAUGAAGUCGAUGCACAGAACAGGCCAUCCAUCGAAUUCGGUGAUCUAGAGGAGGAGGAUGACGACUAUGACGAAGAGGAGGAGGAGGAGUUUUAAUCGUGACCAGGAGAACGGAUUGGUGUCCUGUUGACUGGGUGUGGCACGAUUUGAAUCAGUUCAGUGACGGCACCAUAAAAAUACUGUCCCCAGCCCUAAAGAAGGGCUUUCACAAUAUGCAGAUACACCCGUCUCAGGGGUGUGUGUCUCGUCUCGCCUCUCCUCCCCUUAUGAUUUUGUGUGUGGGUUUUUUUUUUGAUUGAGAAUUUUCAGUUUAUAGGUUUUGCGUCUGAAGUUUGCCGAGCACAUUAUAAAGCUUUAAGUGGGAAGCAAAGGACAUUAUGGUGUGGUGGUGUGUGCUGCACUCACGCAGACUGGGCCGAGGGCGGCACGAAGGAGGCUGUGGCUGAUUAUUAGCAAGGCAAAUCUAAACCUGUGUAGGUGUUGCAUAAGGUGAUUUUUAAUUUAAUAUCAAAGCUGGCCGGGGGGAGAUUGCCUUUUAAUUUUUUUUUUUUUUUUUUUUUUUUUUGUUUCAUGACCUGGAUUUGCUUUGACGUGUGUUCUGAUUGAAGAGUUGAAAUGGCACGGUCGGCAGUUCUGUUGUCUGUCUAAAUGUUGCUUUCUAAAAAAAAAUAAUAAAAAUAAAAAAUUUAUCCUGAUUAAAUAAUUCUCAAUUAUGACAAUAAAAGUUUUUAAAGUCACCCA
Messenger RNA from Neoarius graeffei (lesser salmon catfish), 2984 nucleotides. It is a transcript of the gene marchf7, whose product is annotated as membrane-associated ring finger (C3HC4) 7. Bases 210 to 2339 code for a protein of 709 amino acids. Lineage: Eukaryota; Metazoa; Chordata; Actinopteri; Siluriformes; Ariidae. The record is from RefSeq and is a predicted model, not a curated record. Gene Ontology annotation, molecular function: zinc ion binding. The transcript has 12 exons.